This is a messenger RNA of Aspergillus pseudonomiae, 981 nucleotides long. RefSeq lists its product as uncharacterized. The transcript has 5 exons. The record is from RefSeq and is a predicted model, not a curated record. The coding region runs from base 1 to 981 and encodes 326 amino acids. NCBI's taxonomy places the organism in Eukaryota, Fungi, Ascomycota, Eurotiomycetes, Eurotiales, Aspergillaceae.
AUGGCCAUCGAAAACACAUACUGGAAAAACGUCCUCACAGUCGUCCCCAUCGUGGGUGCGGCCAUCGCGACCCUGACUUAUAUUCUCCGGCUGGUAUCCUGUCGCAUCUCCACAGUAGGGCUGAGGUUGGAGGAUUUCUUAAUGGGGAUCGGCUUGAUUCUUUCUUACUGCGCCACUGCCUUUGUUGUAUAUAGGCUCAUGGAUGAUUCAGAAAUUCUGGGCGCCGUCUAUGGCGUUCGUCAAGAUCUCAAUCAUUGUUUUCCUCCAACGCAUCCUCGGCACGGUUCCUGCUUUUCGUAUCUUCUCCAAUUGCCUCAUCGUCUUCAUCGCUCUUGCAAUCCGGUCCAAUUCUACUACGACAAAACAUUGCAAGGAGGUCAUUGUAUGCACGGACAGACCAAAUUCUUUCAAGCCAUGGGAAGCAUCGCCCUAGUGGAGGACGUGACGAUUUUACUUAUGCCAGUACCGAUCAUCUGGCGACUCAAGAUCACCCUGCGCCAAAAGAUCGCAGUGACCAUUGUAUUUUCGCUGGGAGGCCUGGUCUGUAUUUUCAGUCUGAUGCGGCUUAUUGAAUUCCGCAACUUUGUUGUCACGGACCUUGCUUCAUCCAGUGCCAAAGAGUCGAUCUGGACGGUGCUCGAACUCGAUGUCGCCAUUAUCUGCGGUUGUCUCCCUCUCCUCAAACCCCUCCUGGCCGGAUUUCUCGGCACCGUCAAGAGCAUCUCGAAAGGCCAGUCUAAUUCGGGCACAAAAUUAUAUUUCCACACAAGCGGUACGCACAAUCACGAUGGAUUCCACAAGAUCAGCGACCCACACGGGGGGACGGCCAGCCAGAGCCGGGAAGUGACAACGCAGUCUAGCCGUCGCGGGAGCUCGGAGAUUGAGCUGCAGGGAAUCGAGGUACACACAGCGAUUGAGAGUCGGUCAGAUGUUGCAAAUAACCCUCAUGUGGUGGAGGAAAGGACGUGGCCAAUACCAUGA